UCAUCAUUUCAAAAUUAGUCGAGACACGCGACACUAUAUAAUCGUAAAGUGAUUCUGUCGUUAUAAAUAUUUAAAAAUAAACCAGCAUGGCAAAAGCACAUCAAGUUUCAAUACCAAUUUCGGAUUUGCUAUCGGAAACACACUUCGAAUUCGCAAUCAAAUGUCUAAAGAAUGUUAUGCACAUAAAAAAGUCGGAAAAUUUUGUCUUCAGUCCGUACAGCAUAUAUGAAGGACUUUUAUUGACUUAUUUCGCAUCGAGAGAGGAUACCGAAUUAUGGUUAAAACGCAUAUUAUUGUACGAGAAUUUUCCCCCAAAAUUGUACUUGUUACACGAUGUGGCAAUGAAAAUGGAUAAGAAGUUGCCCAAUUGUUAUGAGAAAAAUAGUUGUUGGAUUACAAAUUCUAUUGGAUGUAUAAAUAAAAAGAUGGAGCUCUUAUUCACAGAUGAAUUAAAAUUAGUACCUUUUGACGAGAACUCUAUUAAUUUGAAGAAUUGGAUUAAUAAAUUGUUGAGCAUAAAGACACAGAAAUAUAUCCAUAAACCUGUGAAAUUAGACAUUAUUGGCAAAAAUUUGGAAAUUAUUUUGACAACCGUACUUGGCUUCACAGGCAUGGCAUAUCAAAAAAAUGUCGCUGCCAAUAAAUCGAAUACACAUAAGAAACAUUUGGUGAAAGAACCUAAAACUGUUUUAUCUCACAAUCUAGGUAUGCUUGUGACAGAAUUGCCAUACGUAAAUAAGACCCUGUCGCUUUUUCUAUUAUUUCCUGCGACGCCAGAUUUAACCACUGAAAAGUGGAGGAUUAAUGAAGACAUUACAGGAUUAAUCAAAGAUUGACGAAUGGAGCCAUCGAGCUUCGUGCAGUGCUGGAUGACAAAAAGUCAUCAACAGUACAGUUGUCGGAAGACGUGAUACAUCCAGAUUUGUUCGAACAGUUGCCGAAAGAUAAGAUAUUAUGUCCAGAUAUUUUUGAACUAGAGAACGAACUGCCGAUCAAUCAGUUAUUAGAAAUGUUAAACAUCCAACAAUUAUUGGAACCCGACAAAGCCAAUCUCACUGACUUCAUUAUGAAUAAAAAUCUGCGUCUCGGUGGUGCCAAGCAUCGUGCUCAUAUCAAGGUGACACGAGACGACGUCACUGCCGGCGCAAUUAGCAUGUUUUUACCAAAAAUGAAGCGUCCUUUAAGUCAUUCGUACAGACUGAUCGCUCCAAAUGCAAAAAUACGUUUAUUUGUCUGCUCUAUUGCAAAUAUAGGCGCACUAUCCUUUUUAUUGGCGUUGUUAAUAAACUUUGCCCGUUGCCUUCAUCAAACAACAAACUAGUGCGCGCCUUUUCUUCUUUCUUCAAUUUUUUUAAAUAGUCUAAGUAACUCCACAAUAUAAGAUAUACAUAUAUUAUAGAUAGUGCGAUAGAUAAAUUUUUGACUUUCAAACGUUUCAGAUACUUAUCAUUAUAGUUAUUUUAGUUA
Nylanderia fulva is the source of this 1467-nucleotide messenger RNA. Its product is annotated as serine protease inhibitor 88Ea-like. Gene Ontology annotation, molecular function: serine-type endopeptidase inhibitor activity. The record is from RefSeq and is a predicted model, not a curated record. Lineage: Eukaryota; Metazoa; Arthropoda; Insecta; Hymenoptera; Formicidae.